GCUAUGCACUCGAUGCCCAGCCUUCACCCCGUGACAGCUGUGAGGGACAGCCAGAGCCACCGAGCCCAGCCGCACCGUCACACAGGGGGGGUCCCGUCGCCCAGGGAGAUCCAGGGAGAGGUCCUCCACAGAAACCAAAGAAGAAGACCGGAGGAGACGCUCGGAGCGGAACGACCGAGAGCCAGAAAGAGAGGAGAGGAGGAGAGAGAGAGAGAGAGACAGAGAUCAGAGAGGAGCAGAGAGUGAUCGGAGGGGAGAAGAGAGAGAUCGCAGCGGAGAGGAGAGAAGGCAGCAGCCAGAGACUGACCCUGCGCUGUACCCCCCCCUGACUCCCCACCCCUGGGACUGCUGGUACCACAGCCUCCUGCUUACCGACAGAGCGCCGUCAGACACAGAGCACAGAGGCAGGACAGAGCCCCACUUGUGUGAAAAACACGCAAAAAAAACGGAGAAGAUUUAUUCCCGUUCGGCUUGGUUUUCUCUUUUCUUUUUUUUGUCAGCUAUUUGACUAUUUAUUUCUACAUUUUUAACUUAAUUUUUUUUUUUUUUCCCCAAGGGAAAGUUUAUGUGGAGGACAGUGUUUGAGGUUUUCUUUCUGAACGGAAAGUUUCCAAGAGGAGAAGAGAGGCAGGAGGACGAGAAGAGGAGAAAGUGAGAGAAAGAGAGAAAUAAAGAGAGCGCGAGAGAGAGAGAGAAAUGGCCAACUCUGGGUUCCAGUUGCUGGGGUACUUCCUGGCCCUGGGCGGCUGGAUUGCGAUCAUCUCCACGACGGCCCUGCCGCAGUGGAAGCAGUCGUCGUACGCGGGCGACGCCAUCAUCACGGCCGUGGGGCUGUACGAGGGGCUGUGGAUGAGCUGUGCCUCUCAGAGCACCGGCCAGGUGCAGUGCAAGGUGUUCGACUCGCUGCUGUCCCUCGAUGUGCAUGUCCAGACGUGCCGGGCCCUGAUGGUGCUGUCGGUGCUCCUGGGGUUCUUCGCCAUCAUCAUCAGUGUGGUGGGGAUGAAGUGCACCCGGGUGGGAGACAGUAACCCCCUGAUCAAGGGCCGCAUCGCCGUGUCCGGUGGCGUCCUGUUCCUCCUCGCAGGGUUGUGCACGUUGGUGUCUGUUUCCUGGUACGCCACGCAAGUCUCCCACCAGUUCUUUAACCCCAACACACCGGUAAAUGCCAGGUUCGAGUUUGGCUCCGCCCUGUUUGUGGGCUGGGCGGCGGCCAGUCUGACCAUGCUGGGCGGGUCUUUCCUAUGCUGCUCCUGUUCCCCUGACGACAGGAGAGGGCAGCAGUACUACAGCCAAUCACAGCCCUCCACAGCCAGGGAGGUUGAGUUGUUGACUGAGAGCAGCUCCCCUGACUGAUGAACCCCCCCCCGGCCCCCCCGGCCCUGCCGCUGAAGAUCUCUCCAGCUCUGCUCCUAGUCCUGUGUCCUGGUGUAUAAUACAAUGGUGUAUAAUAUGGAGCGAGACACCUAACCCGCAAAUGCUCCUGACGAGCUGGUCGGUGCCUUGCAUGGCAGCCAAUCGCCGUUGGUGUGUGAGUGUGUGUAUGAAUGGGUGAAUGAGAAGCAUCAAUUGUACAGUGCUUUGGAUAAAGGCGCUAUAUAAAUGCCAACCAUUUACCAUUUACCAUUUAAUAUGAUGGUGUAUAAUAUGGGCCCUCAUCUCAGUGCUUAAGCCAAGUUAACCCUCCCCCAAAGAGAUCUGCAUCUUCCUUCACAGCCUCUGCACUGCCCUUUGACCUCUGUAUGACCUCUGUGUGACCCUUGCGAGGACACGGGCUGCGCUCAC
This is a messenger RNA of Conger conger (European conger), 1782 nucleotides long. Its product is annotated as claudin-19-like. Gene Ontology annotation, molecular function: structural molecule activity. Gene Ontology annotation, cellular component: bicellular tight junction; plasma membrane. Gene Ontology annotation, biological process: cell adhesion; bicellular tight junction assembly. Bases 697 to 1353 code for a protein of 218 amino acids. The transcript has 5 exons. The record is from RefSeq and is a predicted model, not a curated record. Lineage: Eukaryota; Metazoa; Chordata; Actinopteri; Anguilliformes; Congridae.